Molecule: messenger RNA, 1260 nt
Organism: Stomoxys calcitrans (stable fly)
Lineage: Eukaryota; Metazoa; Arthropoda; Insecta; Diptera; Muscidae
Gene: Roe1
Product: grpE protein homolog, mitochondrial
Exons: 4
Coding region: 131-808 (225 amino acids)
Biological process (GO): protein import into mitochondrial matrix; protein folding
Cellular component (GO): PAM complex, Tim23 associated import motor
Molecular function (GO): adenyl-nucleotide exchange factor activity; protein homodimerization activity; protein-folding chaperone binding
Source: RefSeq, a predicted model, not a curated record
CGCAACCAAAUGUCAAAGAAAUCACAUUAGGAGAUUAGAGAGAGUACCCAAGAAGUUGCUGGAUUUUGUUUAAAAUUAUCAAAUAAAACCAACCAAAGUUUUAGUGGAAUUUAAGUAGAACAUUACAAAUAUGGCAGCAAAACAAAUAGUGCAUUUACAAAAUAGCCGAAUCAUCUCAAUGCUGAGUAACAAAAGCCAGUGGAAGAACUGCUGGUCCCUUUCUGCCACCACUCGUUUAUAUAGCAAUGAGAAGCCGGCUUCUGAGCAAGAAGCAGCAGCCACAGAUGCAAAUCCCUCAGAACAACUUAAGAAACUCACUGAAGAUUUGGAAGCAGCUAAAAAGGAAGUUACCACUUUGAAGGAGAAAAAUGAUGAACUUAUGGAUAAAUAUCGUCGUUCUUUGGCUGAUAGUGAGAAUUUGAGAGUGCGUCUGAAUAAACAAAUAGCUGAUGCCAAAGUUUUUGGCAUACAAUCAUUUUGCAAAGAUUUACUGGAGGUGGCUGACAUUUUGGGUCAUGCAACAAAAGCUGUGCCACAGGAACAGCUGGACAGCAAUACCCAUCUGAAAAACUUAUAUGAAGGUUUGACCAUGACAAAUGCCUCUUUGUUGCAAGUAUUUAAGCGUCACGGUUUGGAAGCCAUGAAUCCCCUAAAUGAAAAGUUCAAUCCUAAUAUGCAUGAAGCACUAUUCCAAAAGGUGGACACCUCUGUGGAUGCCGAUACAGUGAUAGAAGUUACCAAAUUGGGCUAUAAGCUGCACGAACGUGUCAUACGGCCUGCUUUGGUUGGCGUUUCAAAAUCCUCAUAAUUUUUCGACUCGUCUCUUUGGUUAAGGCAAACACACAAACUGCUUUGUUUUACUUUGUGAAUCAAUCAAUGUAAUACAAACGUAGUCCCUAUUAUCUUGAACACCCACUUUGAUUUUAAUUGAUAAUUUUCUUAAGUUUUCUAUACUUUUACUCAAAGAGUUUUCAAUAGAUUUUUUAUUGCUUCAAUAUUGAAAAUUCUUUAAUUCUUUUAGUUUGUUUCCUACCCCCUUAUCUAAGUAUAAGUUUUAUAUGUAAAUAGUUGUAAAAACACACACACUUUUUGUUGUAUAGAAAAGAGGUUUUGUAGAAUUCUAAACGUAUAACAUAUAACAACUGGGCUUGUUGCUGUUUAAAUUAUUUGCCCAAACAAGGCUUCUAGUUUGUAUGUCGAUUUAGAAAUGACAGACGUCUUUUUCAUAAAACCAUAACUUAAGAAUUUUGAUUUUUUUUU